This is a messenger RNA of Mauremys mutica (yellowpond turtle), 1037 nucleotides long. RefSeq names its product C-type lectin domain family 2 member D-like. The record is from RefSeq and is a predicted model, not a curated record. The annotation marks the transcript as partial. Lineage: Eukaryota; Metazoa; Chordata; Testudines; Geoemydidae. The transcript is spliced from 4 exons.
GUCUUUGUGUUUUUUUCAGAACCUCGUCGUAACUGCAGGGGAUGCACAGUCGCCCUCACAGCCGUGUCCCUAGGUCUCAUCAUCAUUGUUAUUGUCCUGUCAGUGUUGCUGUCUAGGCGUCCUCCAGCUGCCCUGGGCCCCUGGUGCCCGGACGGCUGGGUCGGAUACCGAGGGAAAUGCUACUAUUUCUCCGAGGCCGAAGGGAACUGGAACAACAGCCAGAGACACUGCUCCUCCCUUGGUGCCUCCCUGGCUGGGAUCGACACCCUGCAGGACCUGGUGAGAGACUCUCAUUGCAAUGGCCUGGCUUUGACUCAGCAGUUUUUCCUGCUGUGCUAUAAAGGCAAAUCUGACCACUGGAUUGGCCUCCGGAGGGAGCAGGAGCUGGGCCAGCCCUGGAAAUGGGUCAACGGCACCAAAUUCAACCGCCUGUUUCCGAUAACAGCAGAUGGUGACUGCGCGUAUCUGAAUGACGAGAAUAGGGUCAGCAGCUUGCGAUGCACCAGCGAGAGACACUGGAUCUGCAGCAAACCUGAUGCGUUUACAAAGGCGAAGGAGGCGGCAGUGGAAGGAGGCUCAUAACAAGAGUAUUAUCAAAAAUUAGCCCUGGAACUGGGGUUAAAUUUCCUGUUCACUCGCUUCCUGGAGCCCAGUGGCUUGGAAGGGGCAGGGGAGUGAGUAGGUGUGACACAGACCAGGUAUCAGCUCAUGUCAAAGUCCCCAUGUCUCAAUGGGACACUGACAAAUACUCAGCUGGGGUCAAGCUGGCUCACCUGUGUGUUAAAAUAGGUAUUAGAAUUAUAAGAAUGUGCUUAGACUUUAGUAAAUGCUUUUGAGCUGCUGGAGCAUUAAUCCCACUUCUGACAGUUGUAUCCCACAUUGUCAGUAGUGUAGCUUGGGGGGAGCAAGGGGAGUGGCUGUAACACAAAGGUCAGUAAUAAAAAGGUUAAAUAAGAUUGGCCCCAAAACUGAUCCCUGAGGCACUCUACUAGUAACCUCCUUCUAGCCUGACAGUUCACCUUUCAGUACGACCCGUU